Molecule: messenger RNA, 999 nt
Organism: Coffea eugenioides
Lineage: Eukaryota; Viridiplantae; Streptophyta; Magnoliopsida; Gentianales; Rubiaceae
Exons: 10
Coding region: 1-999 (332 amino acids)
Biological process (GO): negative regulation of translation; mRNA catabolic process
Cellular component (GO): P-body; CCR4-NOT complex; CCR4-NOT core complex
Source: RefSeq, a predicted model, not a curated record
AUGGCGGAACAGGAAUUGCAAGAAAUUGAGGACAGCCCACUUGAAGAAAACUGGGAAGAGAGAACUCUGAGCCUCCUUCAUGACUCCAAGAUUGACAAUGAUUUUUCAACUGCUAAAGUGGGAAAGAGAAGAAGUCGGAAGCAAUCUGUCAAAUGGAUGAUGAAAAGACCAAUGGCUCUCCCAAGAGUCAUUCUUGAGCUGCAAGAUGAACAUUUAAGAGAAUCUGCUCUGCGUUGCAUUAGCAACUUCCUUCUUGAGGAAGUGCAGACAUUUCUUAGACUGAUGGCUGAUGACUUUCUUACCAUAAGGUCAUGCAAGCGUCUCAUCAAUGUACUAACUCUUUUCCAGUGCAUUGCAGCUAACGAUGAAACAAGACUGAAAUUUGUUGAGUGUAAGAAACUUAUUGCUGCAUCUAGUAUUCCCAACUUUCUGAUGCCUUUAAUCCUGUUUAAGACGUCAGUUGAAUUGUUUGAGAAUGUAAGAGCAGUUGCCUUGUCAGUUCUUGGCAUUUUGUGCCAGGCCGGAGAAUCCGAAAUCGUCCACUGGGCUCUAAGAAACAAUGUGGUUGAAAUGUCUCAGGCGGUCCUAGAAAUUGGAAAUGAACUCUCCAAAGUGGUUGGAAUGCACAUCAUUGAAUCAAUACUAAAAGACAGUACAGGAAUAUCCUGCAUCUGCAGUUCAUCUAACACUUGUCUACUGUACAGAUUAACUAGGACUUUGGACCAUUUGAUCUCUCUCUUGGCAUUCGACCCAGAAUUUUCUCCUCGGCUCCUAUUUCACGCUGUUCGAUGCUACGUCCUUCUCUGCAGUCGUGCAAGAGGACUAAAUGCUGUAAGAAAGAACCUGUCGAGGCACCUCCUUUGUGGAACUUUUGAAAAUGAAACCGAGGAAUUCCCGAUCAUCAAAAGUUUGGUUGAGCAACUGCUUCUCUUCGUUGGAGGAACUGAAGAUCACCGCUUGCUUUCUCUGCCUGAUGAUACAGUGUUUCAUCAGCCGUAG